AGCAAAACAAAAUAUUCUCUUUUCUGACGUGUCUCUCUUGUGUUUUUAAAAAAGCUUGUUAAGUGUUAAUUUCAAUUAAAAUAGCUAAUAUUUAAGCAACUAUGGCUCCCAAAGAGAAUGAGCCGAAAGGAAAAGAUGAGAAGGAGACAGUAAAAAUCAACAAAUGGGAUAGUGCAGCAGUGAAAAACUCACUUGAUGAUGCUAUAAAAGAGGUGUUCACAAAGAAAUUCAAUUAUACUGAGAAUUUUUCCCUUAUGGAUGGCAGACUCGCGAUUUGCACAAUUGCUGUAGGGGUUGCGAUGUUUGCCUUAUUAUGGGAUUACUUAUAUCCCUUUCCACAAUCGAGACCAGUUCUAAUAUUCAGUGUUGUAACAUACUUUAUAAUGAUGGGGAUCUUGACUUUAUAUACCACAUAUAGGGAGAAAGGCAUUUUUGCCAUAUGCGUUCAGAAGGAAGGACCCAAGAAAGGCACAGUCUGGAUUGCCAGUUCAACUAUGGAAAAAUACGAUGAUAAAUAUAAUCUGACUAUACGUGUUAAAGAUCCAAAAACCGGGAAUGUUCGAAGCGUCGAAUCCAAGAAAAGUUGUGCCAACUUCAUAACAGUGAAUGGUCAGAUAUGUAAAGAUCUGGUUGAAAAUGAAGUUACCAGGUUUCAUAAUUCACUAUUGAGCGAACGUAAAGAGAAGUAAACACUUCUGUUGUUUUAUAGAAACUUGAGUACUGUGAAUAAUAUAUUAAUUUUUUGUGGAAUAAAAAUCCGUUUACAAUUGGCAAA
Dendroctonus ponderosae (mountain pine beetle) is the source of this 775-nucleotide messenger RNA. It is a transcript of the gene Spase25, whose product is annotated as signal peptidase complex subunit 2. Gene Ontology annotation, biological process: protein targeting to ER. Bases 102 to 689 code for a protein of 195 amino acids. The transcript is spliced from 5 exons. The record is from RefSeq and is a predicted model, not a curated record. Gene Ontology annotation, cellular component: signal peptidase complex; membrane. NCBI's taxonomy places the organism in Eukaryota, Metazoa, Arthropoda, Insecta, Coleoptera, Curculionidae.